UUUUCUGGACACUUUUAGAACUUUUGGGUUUUUUUUUUGAAUUUUUGGAGAAUUUUUGCUAGAUUUCAACCCCUUUUCCUGAGAUUUUCUUUGUUUUUUAAGAAUAAUUUUUGGUAUUGUUUUUGCUUCAAAAACCAUUUCCAUUUCUUUCCUAACUAUAAAAUUGCCAAUAAAAUUUCUCUUAAUUUUUGAUUUUUUAAAAAACAGUUUCGCCAUAUUCUCAAUAAAUUUGAACAAUUAAUUAAAACAAAUAACUCAAAUAAUUCUACUCAAUUUGGUCUUUUUUCAAGUGUUUUAAACAAAUUAUUGCCUAAAUUUGCACCUUUAAAAAUUAAAUUGAGGAAUGAUAUGAGGUUUAUUUUUUUAUUAAAAAUUUUGAAAAUUUUUUUAAGAAUGGAAGACAUUGGAAUUUGUUUGUGUAAUAUAUUUGACAGAAUUGAACAAUUUUCCUCAUUUGCUGAACAAAAAAUAAUUUUUUAUAUGGAUAAUACUACAAAUAGCAAUAAUACUCAAGAAGCUCAACAACAACAAGACAAUUUAAUGCAAAUAGAUGAAGUUCAAACUGAUAAUAAUGUCCAUAAUAUUUCGAAAAAUGUUACAAAAGAAAAGUGUAAUGGGGCUUUGAGAGAAAAAUCAACAACAACACUAGAACAACAACCAGAAGUAACUACAACAUCAGAAAAUGAACAAUUAAGCACAACGUUUUCAUCAGAUAUUGAAAUCAUUGAAGAAAAACAAUCAAAUAAUAAUAAAUCAAAAGAUGAAUAUUUUAAUGGAAGUAAUAAAUUAAUUAAAUUAAAUAGAAAAAGAAUAUUAAAUUGGGCUGAAAAGGUUUUUUUAUUUUUUUCUAUAAAUGGUCUUUUGGUGUAGUGGUA
Meloidogyne enterolobii is the source of this 875-nucleotide messenger RNA. Lineage: Eukaryota; Metazoa; Nematoda; Chromadorea; Rhabditida; Meloidogynidae. The record is from the annotation of a GenBank genome assembly.